AUGGAUUCCCCCGCCGUCACCCGUCUCUUCCGCGAGCUCUUCCGCCGGCCCGCGUGCCAAUCACGGCGACAAUGCACGACUGCCGCCGGCAUCCCGGCUCUAAGCCAUCACCACCACCGGCCUCAUGUCCAACAUAACCACAGCGGCGGCGUAGCAGCUCCAGCAUCAUCCACCUCCUCCUCAAGAGCGGCCAAUGCCUCUGCAGUACCUCAGCAACGGCGACACUACGCCGUCAAGACCACAUCCGAGAGACAGGAAAGGACAAACGAGUCAAAAUGGCAGCAGCGGACCUCCCUCUUCCCGAGCGACCGCGCCGACGAGUUCGACACCUACCCGACCCUCAACGCCCGCGACCUGGCCGCCCGCUCGACCCGCCCGCGCAAGGCCAAGAUGCUCACCCGCGACUUCAUCGAGGACAGCCUCUACAACCCGGCCUACGGCUACUUCUCCACCCAGGCCGUCAUCUUCUCCCCCGGCCAGCCCUUCGACUUCCCCUCCUUCCGCGACGAGCCGCACUUUUACCGCGAGCUCGGCCGGCGCUACACCGAGUUCGAGGACGACCUCGACGACAAAGAGGGCGUCAACGACGCCCGCCCGCUCUGGCACACGCCCACGGAGCUAUUCCGCCCCUACUACGGCGAGGCCAUUGCCCGCUACCUCGUCUCAAACUACCGCCUCACGACGUACCCCUACCACGACCUCAUCAUCUACGAGAUGGGCGCCGGCCGCGGCACCCUCAUGCUCAACAUCCUCGACUACAUCCGCGACCUCGACCCCCAGGUCUACGCCCGCACCCAGUACCGCAUCAUCGAGAUCUCACCCGCCCUCGCCUCCCUCCAGCGCCACCACCUCCUCUCCACCGCCGACUCCCGCGGCCACGCCUCCAAGGUCGAAAUCAUCAACCAGUCCAUCUUCUCCUGGUCCGAACGCGUCCCCUCACCCUGCUUCUUCCUCGCCAUGGAGGUCUUUGACAACUUCUCCCACGACGUCGUCCGCUACGACCUCGCCACGGAAGAACCCCUCCAGGGCUCCGUCCUCGUCGACGCGGACAACGACCUCUACGAGUUCUACUCACCCGACCUCGACCCCGUCCUCGCCCGCUUCCUCCGCGUCCGCCACGCCGCCACGGGUGGCCGCUACCCCCUCCCCUACCCGGCCAACCGCGUCCUCCGCCACCUCAAGUCACGCAUGCCGCUCAUGCCGAACCUCUCGGAGCCCGAGUACAUCCCAACCCGCCUCAUGCAGUUCUUCGACGUGCUCGAAAAGUACUUCCCCGGCCACCGCCUCGUCACGAGCGACUUCCACUCGCUGCCCGACGCCAUACCGGGCCUCAACGCCCCCGUCGUCCAGACCCGAUACGAGCGUACGACGGUGCCCGUGACGACGCCUUUGGUCCACCAAGGCUACUUUGACAUCAUGUUCCCCACAGACUUCCAAACCAUGGAGGCCAUGUACCAGGCCAUCACGGGCAAGCUUACGAGGCUCAUGUCGCAUGGUGACUUUAUGCAGCGGUGGGCGUUCCUCGAAGACACCCAAACGCGCAGCGGGGAAAACCCUCUGCUGAGCUACUACCAGAACGCAAACUACGGAAAGUUCCGCAACACAGGCAGCACGUAA
Messenger RNA from Colletotrichum abscissum, 1617 nucleotides. RefSeq lists its product as uncharacterized. Bases 1 to 1617 code for a protein of 538 amino acids. Gene Ontology annotation, cellular component: mitochondrion. NCBI's taxonomy places the organism in Eukaryota, Fungi, Ascomycota, Sordariomycetes, Glomerellales, Glomerellaceae. The record is from RefSeq and is a predicted model, not a curated record. Gene Ontology annotation, molecular function: protein-arginine omega-N symmetric methyltransferase activity. The transcript is spliced from 3 exons.